AUGGACGAAGAAUCCUUCAACUUCUUUUGUGAAUGGGAGGAGGAGCGCCUUGAGGAGGCGCACAGAGUCAUCACAAACCUGAUGGUUUCUGAAGAAUCCAAGGUGCACUUGCGCAACUUGGCGCUGUUACGCAAAACUAGAAGAGUUGCCCAACAGCAAUUUAGGGCUAGAAUGCACGAGUGGUCCCACGAUAUACAUCAGCUUCAUAUCUAUGAGGCAAAGGAAAAUGAAAUUGUGUCAUACUACCCUACUGACGGGUGGAAAGAGGACCUAGAUGUUCAUGAAGCUAGCCUGGUGCAAGAGCUGCACAAUAGCAGCUAUGGAGAUGAGGCGCACGCCCUAGAAAUUAUGAAGUGCUGGUUGCAAGACAUUAAGGAUGCCACAACUUUGAUGGAGGGCCUCCAUCGUUGGGCCCCUGUCUUGGAGGCGACGGUGUUGGAGGCAUUGACGAGGGGAGCAGAGGAUCAGCAAGGCCGCUCUCCUGGCACUGAAGGAGCAGGACCUCGGGAGCCUGUCCCCAUACCUGGGUGA
Frankliniella occidentalis (western flower thrips) is the source of this 531-nucleotide messenger RNA. RefSeq lists its product as uncharacterized. NCBI's taxonomy places the organism in Eukaryota, Metazoa, Arthropoda, Insecta, Thysanoptera, Thripidae. The coding region runs from base 1 to 531 and encodes 176 amino acids. The transcript is spliced from 5 exons. The record is from RefSeq and is a predicted model, not a curated record.